This is a messenger RNA of Lucilia sericata (common green bottle fly), 3115 nucleotides long. RefSeq names its product teneurin-m-like. The coding region runs from base 768 to 1247 and encodes 159 amino acids. The transcript is spliced from 2 exons. Lineage: Eukaryota; Metazoa; Arthropoda; Insecta; Diptera; Calliphoridae. The record is from RefSeq and is a predicted model, not a curated record.
UUAUAACAAAUAUAAAGAAAAUUUUAAGAAAAAGUGUAAAACAUAAUUUUAAAAAAUUAAGAAAAAUUAUUUAUGAAAUUUUAAAAAAUUUUAAAAGAAAAAAUUUUACUUUGUUUUUGAAAAAAGGCCAAUGACCUAACUGAGGAGAAAUGGCCAAAACCAAUUGGAUUAAAGUAAGGCUAAAUUAAACACACACACCAGCAAACAAAAAUUUACAAAUAAGUUUAAACAGCUAAAGGAUAUUGCACUAGAAGGAGCUAAAACCAAAAAAACAAAUUUUGAAUGGCAAAAUAUAGCUAAAGGGCGUUAAAAAUGAACGUGUAGGAAAAAGUUAAUUACACAAUUUGUUAAAAAAAAACAAACAAAAUACAAAAUUUAAAAAAAAAAUCCCAACAAAAUGUUAAAAUUUUUAAAAUAAAAGUGUGGCAAGUGAAAAUUAUACAACAAAAUACAAAUAAAAGAAAAUCUUUACAACCUCCUCCCCCCCCAAAAAAAAACACAUUCACUCGACCCUCAACAAACCCCUAAUUCCCCCCCUCCUAAAACAAACUAUCUUCCCUACACUCUAACCCCCCCUUCUACACUCUUCUAUUACUUCUUCUAUUUGUGGAUAUAAUUUGGCGGGUUUAUCAGCCCCGCUAACAAAAGCCAUCAAAAUUAAGUUCUCAAAGCAAAAUCAUCAUCAUCCGGCAUACCGUCACGCUGAGAACAUCUACGACGGUGGCACUGAUACCGACGACGACGAAUGUCCUUUAGAAUCGUCCACCAUGAAUCCCUAUGAAUAUGAAACAACGCUCGAUUGUCGUGAUGAUACUAGGGCAGUGGGUGGCGGUGGUGGUGGUGGUGUUGUACCAUUAGUAGUGGGUUCAAUGACACCUAGACAUCCACAUAGCAAUGUAACACAACAAAAUACACUACAUCAUCAGAAUCAACAAAAUUUACAAUUACAACAGCAACAACAGCAGCAACAAAUGCAAGGCGGCGAUUCACAGUCUUCAUAUUAUGAUUAUGAAUAUCAACAUUUACCACAUCGUGGCAAUGAAUCACAACAAUCACAGAAUCCUCCAUCAUCGACAUCAACAGCAGCCCGCACACAUGGUAGACAAGGUAUGUUGAACAAAAAUCUCUUAAAAAUUGGUAAGAAAUUUUACAAAUAUUGGAAGAAAAUCCGGUUUAUAAGGCAAAUACAACUUGGGAACAGUUUUAUCUUAAACUGUUGUCACUUAAAAUUGCUUGUUAUUACAUAGAAAACUUUGACUUUAUGAUUUUAUAGAUAUAAUUUUACAAAAUUUUCAUUAUUUCCUUAAAAACACAACUGGGAACAGUUGGAAUGAAAACUGUUCCCACUUGAAAUCGGACCCAAAUGUUAAUAAUUUUGAAGUAGAUUAGCAACAGAUAAAAAUUUCCAAGUUUUUUCUUCAUUUUCUAGUAAAAAUCCACUGGGAAGAGUUUGAACCCAACUGUUCCCACUUUAAAUUAGGGAAUUGUUAAGAAAAAGCGUUACUCUCUAUCAUUUCCCUUAUUUGGUUUUUUAAUAUUUUCAUUAAUUCCUUGAAAUUUUAACUGGGAACAGUUGAAAUGAAAACUGUUCCCACUUAAAAUUGUAACAAAAUGUUACUAAUUUUGAAGUAAUUAGCAACAAAUAAAAAUUCCCAAGUUUUUUCUUAAUUUUUUUAUAAAAAGCCACUGGGAAGAGUUUGAAAACCGAACUGUUCCCACUUCAAAUUUGGAAAUUGUUAAGAAAAAACGUCACUCUAUCAUUUCCCGUAUUUAGUUUUUUAAUAUUUUCAUUAAUUCCUUGAAAUUCCAACUGGGAACAGUUGAAUAGAAAACUGUUCCCACUUAAAAUUGUAACAAAAUGUUACAAGUUUUGAAGUAGAUUAGCAACACAUAAAAAUUCUGUAAUUUUUUCUUAAUUUCUUGUAAAAAGCCACUGGGAAGAGUUUGAAACCCAACUGUUCCCACUUCAAAUUUUGAAAUUGAAAAGAGAACGUUGCUCUAUCAUCACCCGUAUUAGUUUUUUAAUAUUUCUACUAUUUCCUAGAAAUUCUAACUGGGAACAGUUUAAAUGAAAACUGUUCCCACUUAAAAUUGGAACCAAAUGUUAAUAAUUUUAAAGUAGAUUAGCAACACAUAAAAAUUCCCAAGUUUUUUCUUAAUUUUCUUGUAAAAAGCCACUGAGAAGAGUUUGAAACCCAACUGUUCCCACUUCAAAUUUGGGGAAUUGUUAAGAAAGAAUGUUACUUUAUCAUUUCCCGUAUUUAGUUUUUUAAUAUUUCUAUUAUUUCCUAGAAUUUCCAACUGGGAACAGUUGAAAUGAAAACUGUUCCCACUUGAAAUUUCACCCAAAUGUUACUAAUUUUGAAGUAGAUUAGCAACACAUAAAAAUUCUGUAAUUAUUUCUUAAUUUUCUUGUAAAAAGCCACUGGGUAGAGUUUGAAACCCAACUGUUCCCACUUCAAAUUUUGGCAUUUUUUAAAUAAAACGUUUUCCUAUCAUCUUCCGUAUUCAGAUUUUUAAUAUUUCUAAUAUUUCCUAGAAAUUCCAACUGGGAACAGUUGAAAUAUAAACUGUUCCCACUUGAAAUUGCACCCAAAAGUUAAUAAUUUUUAAGUAGAUUAGCAACAGAUAAAAAUUCCCUAGAUUUUUCUCAAUUUUCUAGUAAAAAGACACUGGGAAGAGUUUGAAACCCAACUGUUCCCACUUCAAAUUUUGGCAAUUUUUAAAUAUAUCGUUUUUCUAUCAUCUCCCGUAUUUAGUUUUUUAAUAUUUCUUAUAUUUCCUAGAAAUUCUAACUGGGAACAGUUAAAAUAUAAACUGUUCCCACUUGAAAUUUAGUUAAAAUUUCAGAAAUUUUAAAAUGACAUAGUAUCACAUUAACAUUUAGUAGUUUUUGCUUUAAUUAAAUGCAAAAAGCCACUAGGAACAGUUUUAUAUCCAACUGUUCCCACUUUUAAGCCUUUCUCAUAUAAUUCAAGCUGGGAAGAGUUUAAAUACAAACUGUUUACACUUGAAUUUUUGUUUGCCAAGUUUCAAAAUUAUCUAAAAUUGAAUUUGAAAUUGUUCCCACUUAGACUUUUUAAAUUAUUCAAGAUUUUAAAGCUUUUUUUUUCUU